Molecule: messenger RNA, 2273 nt
Organism: Coccidioides immitis RS
Lineage: Eukaryota; Fungi; Ascomycota; Eurotiomycetes; Onygenales; Onygenaceae
Exons: 7
Coding region: 48-2273 (741 amino acids)
Biological process (GO): positive regulation of transcription from RNA polymerase II promoter by galactose; DNA-templated transcription
Cellular component (GO): nucleus
Molecular function (GO): zinc ion binding; DNA-binding transcription factor activity, RNA polymerase II-specific; RNA polymerase II cis-regulatory region sequence-specific DNA binding
Source: RefSeq, a predicted model, not a curated record
GAGAGCCCUGACUGCGAUGAAUCCGUGAUUGUCGACGUCCUCUGAAAAUGCUAUCGACCUCCAGGCAUAGAACUAGGGUCGCAUGCUUGUCAUGUCGGCGGAAGAAGCUCAAGUGCAAUGGGCUCCAACCGUGCGCGACGUGUUCCGCAAAGUCAUUACCAUGUCUGUACGCGAGCGUGUCGUCUGAGCCUCGACGGCACACGCUGAAUGAACAACGACCGCUACCGCCUUUUUCACUGGGUGCCUCAGGCGUGGGAACCGCUGCCGCAAACCAUUACGCCUCCCGAACUCUUUCCGGCUAUCCCGCAAUCACACCAAGACCAUAUGGGGAGGCCCAAGGUGCGCCUAUCCAGGCAAACAGCAGCCUUUUCUAUAGUGCGCCGCUUCAAGACCCUAAUGAGGAGGAACACCUGAGCGAAGCAUCUCGGAUGCUCCAGGAUGGAAGAGGAAGACUGCUCUACCUUGGUGACUCGGCGUCUCUAUCGUAUCUUGACACGAUCCGAAGGCUUGUUGAGAAGACAGUCGGAGUGUCGGAUUUCACCAGUGAUCCUCACAAGCAUAGCCUCCUUGAGCUCCCGAUAUCCACAGGGUUGAAACCGACGCAUGUCCUUCCCGAUAGAGAAGCGGCCGAAUUUCUUCUUGAUUCAUUCUUCUCCAACACGGUAGGGGUUAUACAAGUCCUCGAUAGAGACGCUUUCAUAAAUGAGGUUGCUACGAUAUAUUCAAAUCCUUUGUCCGUGGAGCAGUCCCGGCUUUGCCUUUUAAACUUGGUGUUCGCAGUCGGAUUGCAAAUGUCCCAGAGCUCGGUAGCGCAUAAUUUUCGCGAGAGCCAGAUCCUAAAAAGACUCGGGUCUGACCUCACGGAGCGAGCGAAAAUAUUUUACCUAAAUGCCGCCCACCUCAAUGACCCUGUUUCGGGAUUUGAAGAUGGAGACAUCACUUCUAUCCAAGCACUUUUGCUUAUCACUCUAUUUAUGCUUACUAUUGCGAAGCGAAAUGCAGCAUGGGCUUAUUUCGGUAUGGCGGUUCGAUCCGCUUAUGCACUUGGAUUACAUAGAAAAACUACUGCUACCGCAUUUACACCCGCAGACCAACGCUUGCGGAAAAACAUUUGGAGAAGCAUGUACAUUUUGGACUGUUACCUGUCGGCAUCUCUGGGAAGACCGAAUGGUAUUAGUAGUCGUGACGCAGCAGAUUUGUUCACUGAUGAUGCGGACGAUGACCAACAUAUGUCAGAAUUGGAGGUCCUCGAAACCGCUGCACUGAGGGCGUCUGUGCGCGCAGCUCGCUUACUUGGAGAAAUCCUCAGCUCUGUGUACGCCGAACGGAAAAUAUCGGUGAAGUUUGUCCAGAAAUCUUCCAAACAGUUUCAAGAAUGGAAAGACGUCUUGCCAACUUCUCUCCAUUGGCGAAAUAUUUCCCUCCCAAAUGAAGACCCGCGAGCAACUCUAGCCCAGCUACAUGUUAACUUGUAUUAUUUCCAUGGGGUAAUUUUGCUUACAAGACCGUUCCUUUUACAAAAGAUCUUAAACCAAGCUAGGCUCCCAAGGGGUAAUGGGGAGAAUAUGAGGUCACCUGAGGCCACAAAAUCAGGACCCGGAAGCCCAUCCGCGCAGACGGAUUCAUUCUCGGCGGCCUGUGUGCGAGCUUCGCUAUAUAGCAUUGAUAUCGUCCAGUCCGCCAUUCUCAAGCGGGCGCUUCCUCGUCGAGAUCCUUUCGUCAUUUACUGGCUCUUCUCUGCGAGCUUGAUAGUUUUCUCCAACGCAUUCUGUAAUGUUUACGGGGACACUGAUAGCAAUCGCGCUAUGCAGACAUCCCUGGACUUGCAUCGCUAUCUUGCGGAAACUGAUCCAUUGGCGCAACGGUACCUUCAAAUCCUGACCUCGUUCCAUGAGACCAUUAGCGGCGACUCGGGCUCUCGAAUAGCGCCUUCAUCGUCGAGAAAUACAAACCAGGCGUUGUUUGCCAACUUUUUUGGCGAUAAGCCUCGAUUGCAGGGGACUGAUGCCGCCGGUUCGCACACCAGCUCCCACGCCAGCCCGAUGCAACCCAUGGACGCCGUAAAUCGACGCCCGUCAAGGGAUGACCAGCCUUUGCAGGCUACCCCAGCGACUACUGAGACACAAGCUGGAAAUGGUAAUCGUGAACCAAUUCAUAUGAGUCCCAAUCUGACUAUCGCGGAAAUCUCUCCCCCGGAUUACUCGUUGGACUUUGAUAAUUUCCUGAGCCUGGUCAGCCAGAGCGAGACGGCGUACCAACUAAACACCCAAUGA